Messenger RNA from Pecten maximus, 969 nucleotides. RefSeq lists its product as uncharacterized. NCBI's taxonomy places the organism in Eukaryota, Metazoa, Mollusca, Bivalvia, Pectinida, Pectinidae. The transcript has 3 exons. Bases 1 to 969 code for a protein of 322 amino acids. The record is from RefSeq and is a predicted model, not a curated record.
AUGUCAUCAGCCCAAGCUCAUCUUCUGUCAUCAGACCAAGCCCAAGCUCAUCUUCUGUCAUCAGACCAAGCCAAAGCUCAUCUUCUGCUGUCAGACCAAGCCCAAGCUCAUCUUCUGCCGGCAGAGCAAGCCCAAGCCCAUCUUCUGUCAUCAGACCAAGCCAAAGCUCAUCUUCUGCUGUCAGACCAAGCCCAAGCUCAUCUUCUGCCGGCAGAGCAAGCCCAAGCCCAUCUUCUGUCAUCAGACCAAGCCAAAGCUCAUCUUCUGCUAGCAAGUUCAAGCCCAUCUUCUGUCGUCAGACCAAGCCCAUCUACUAGCACCUCUUCAACAGAUACAGAGGGUUCGGGAUGCGGUGCAUGGAACAGAAGUGCAACAUUACUUCUCCUAGAAGAUUAUAGGAUAAUCUCGAAGAAAGUUGAAGCUGGUCAAAAAACAAAGAAAUCCAUGUGGAAUGAAAUCUCAGCAAAUCUUAAGAAAAGGGGUUACAGCUAUACACCAGACCAAGUUAGUGGAAGAUUUAAGACUUUGGUAAGGGGUUAUAAAAACUUCAAAGAUCAUCAGAAGAAAAGUGGGAAUGGAACAAAAGCUUUUGAAUAUAAAGAAGAAAUGGAAGAAUUAUUGGGGCAAGAUCCUGCAGUUGUACCAGUAAUAACACUGUCGAGCACAGCACAGAAUGAUACAGAUAUUGAUGAUAGUCUAGACUCCAGUAGAGACGGAGAUGAAACUGAAGAUACCACUAGUGCAGCAAGUAAUGCAACAGUCUCUGAAUCUUCCAAGAGAAAGAAGCCAAAUACAAAUGAUCCUGUCGAUGCAAACAAGAAAAGAAGAUGUUCCUCGAGAGCUGAUGUUAUCCAGUCUUUAAAUGAUUGUAUGAAAAAUCAAGAGUCAGAAAAUGAAAAGAAAGAAGCUCGACAUAGAGAAAAACUUGAUGUCUUGAAAGAGUUGGUGGGAGCUUUAAGCAAGAAAUGA